Ziziphus jujuba (common jujube) is the source of this 2795-nucleotide messenger RNA. RefSeq lists its product as uncharacterized. The transcript has 10 exons. NCBI's taxonomy places the organism in Eukaryota, Viridiplantae, Streptophyta, Magnoliopsida, Rosales, Rhamnaceae. Gene Ontology annotation, molecular function: GTPase activator activity. Bases 259 to 2325 code for a protein of 688 amino acids. The record is from RefSeq and is a predicted model, not a curated record. Gene Ontology annotation, biological process: activation of GTPase activity.
AAAGUUGGGGAAAAGAAAAAACGGUUCGUCGUGUUAGAGUCAUGCGACUUUGUUGAGUAAACGGCGACGGAGCGAAGAAGCUCCUCUCUUCCCCUCUCUCUCACAUUCUCAUUCUCAUUCUCUCUCUCUCUACAAUCCCAGAGAUCUCUGCUCUCUCUCUUCCUCUAGGUAAUUGGGAUUGCGGGAUUGGAAUUUUUGACCCGGUCAUGGUAAUAGUAGAGGGUGAGGAGAAAAGGAGGACGAGAAGAGAGGGGGGUAAUGGUGGGCUAUGAUAUGACUUGUGGAGGUGGAGAAGACAAGCUAUGGAUUUGUGGGAAAACUGGGGCUGCCGUGAAUCUCCAGAGGGUGGGUUCUAUUGUCCGCGACAUUGGCGAGCCGUGCCUUUCGCAAUCGCCUAUAAAGGUACACAAAAUGCUUAAGCCAGAGAAGUGGCAGGCAACAUUUGACAGUGAUGGAAAGAUUUUUGGUUUUCAGAAGGCACUUAAGUUAAUAGUUCUGGGGGGCAUUGAUCCAUCUAUCAGGGCAGAAGUCUGGGAAUUUCUCCUUGGUUGUUAUGCUCUUGGAAGCACUUCAGAGUAUAGAAAGCAAUUAAGGACAGCCCGAAGGGAACGAUAUGAGAACCUGGUUAAGCAUUGUCAGAUGAUGCAUUCAAGCAUUGGAACUGGUUCACUUGCUUACGUUGUGGGUUCUAGAAUUAUGGAUAUGAGAGCAUCAUCAAAAAAUAAUGGAAAAUGGGAAUCUCAGUUGGAAAGUAGACAAGCUUCUGUUUAUAAUACUAACAGAGUAGAGAAUAAUUGUGAUAGGGGAAAUGAUUGUACAGAUACUUCAUAUGCACACAAAAGUGAAAGUUCUAGUGAUUCAGCCGACCUUAUCAGUGCAAGGGGAUGCACGGACAGUGCAGCAUACGAUUCUCCUUGUUUUGUACCUACUUCUAGUUCACACACUGUCAGUACCAUUAAUCUGGAGAGAGAAGCAGAUGGGUCACAAUGUGUAACUGAAAGUUUUUUUGAUUUUCCUUCUUUACCUGUCACUGAUUUGUUUCGAAAGAGUGAAGAAGAUAACAGUGAAGGUGACUUGCAUAGUGAUAAGCUUUCUACUCAACAAAACUUGAGAUUUAAAGAUGACAAAGUGCAUAGUUUUCGAAUCAAUAAUAAUGUAGAUUUAGUUAUGGAAUCAAUUCGCUCACAAUCUAAUCAAGUCUCAGAUCCCGUCAACUCUGAAAUUGAAACAGUUCAUACUGAUGUACAUGAACCAAUAUUGCAAUCCAAUAAUUUGGAUAGCAGAACAGAAUUAGUAAACCGAUUGAGAAUAUCAGAUGUACCAGGAAAAGAAAUUCUAGACAGAUCCUCACCUCAAAGAGCGGUUGCGAGUGAAAACAGAGUAGCUGAAUGGCGUUGGACUCUCCACCAAAUAGUUGUGGAUGUGGUGAGAACGGAUAGUCAUCUUGAAUUCUAUGAGGACACAAGAAAUUUGGCAAGGAUGUCAGAUAUUCUUGCUGUUUAUGCAUGGGUUGAUCCGGCAACUGGUUACUGUCAAGGUAUGAGUGACUUGUUGUCUCCUUUUGUUGUUCUCUUUGAGGAUGAUGCUGAUGCAUUCUGGUGCUUUGAGAUGCUUCUUAGAAGAAUGCGUGAAAAUUUUCAAAUGGAAGGACUAACUGGAGUGAUGAAGCAGUUGCAAGCAUUGUGGAAUAUCUUGGAACUGACAGACAGGGAAAUGUUUGCUCAUUUGUCCCGCAUAGGUGCCGAGAGCCUGCAUUUUGCCUUUCGAAUGUUGUUAGUACUCUUCCGCAGGGAGUUAUCAUUUAGCGAGGCUCUUUGUAUGUGGGAGAUGAUGUGGGCUGCUGAUUUUAAUGAAUCCUUAGCCUAUGAUUUGGAGGAGAAUUGUCUUGAAGCUUUGAUGGUACAACUUCCGAGUGAUUCUGGAGCUGGAAUGAGGGAUGAAAGUGCAGAUAGUGGUAGUGGUGAAAUAAAGGGUGGCCUACAACAAAUUCAUGGAAAUUUAGAUCGCUCCAUAUCUGACAAUGUUGGAAUGAAAUCAGCAUCAAGCCAUCACUUUUGUGGGUUGACCCGCAGUUUUUGGUCAAGGAAUGAUCAGAUGCAAAACUGUGCUGCAGUGUCAUCAACUAAGAAAGGGGUUGAUGAAUUACCUGUCUUUUGUGUGGCAGCAGUUCUUAUCAUGAAUCGUCAUAAAAUCAUUCGAGAGACACAUUCAAUAGAUGAUAUGAUAAAGGGUAGGAAAAUGUUAAGAAGGCCAUCAUUCCACCUCAGCCUUACCUUGAUUUUGAUUACAACUUUGUCUAGACUCAAAUAUCUUAGUCCUGUUUGAAGACGUUGGGAUCUUCUUUUAUCAUGUUCAAGGAUCAUAUCUAAUUUUCAAUUUGGUAUAAAUGUAUUUGCAUAAAAGAUAAUGACCUUGCCUCAUGCCUAAUGGUAGGUUGCAAUUUAUUGUGUAUACUUGCUAUGGUUAUGAGAACUCUGAGGACCACUUAUCUUCCAUAAAAUUCCUUAAUUUCUAUGCUCGUUCACUUGCAAGUUAUUAUCUUUUUGUUUUCUUUCAUGAACCACCAAGGAUAUCUGGAUUCUUUCGGACGCAUUUGAGAUGUCACAUGUUUAUGUUUUUGCAGUUUGUCUUAGUUGGUUUGCACCUCUAAAUAAACUUUUCAAGACCUUUUUCUUUUUUUUGUUGGUUGUGUGUGUGUGUGUGUGUGUGUGUGUGUGUGUGUGUGUGUGUGUGUGCAAGUGCACAGGCAUGUGUUUGGAGUGGGGAAAGGCAAUAUUGGACUUCUUAAAAUAGUC